This is a messenger RNA of Cornus florida, 882 nucleotides long. RefSeq lists its product as uncharacterized. Lineage: Eukaryota; Viridiplantae; Streptophyta; Magnoliopsida; Cornales; Cornaceae. Bases 263 to 595 code for a protein of 110 amino acids. The record is from RefSeq and is a predicted model, not a curated record. The transcript is spliced from 2 exons.
AGAUGGGUUAUCCCCCGAUCUCUGUCUCCAUCAUUUCUUUUAUCUCAAUUUUAAUCAACUAAAUAGGCUUUCAUUAUCCUUUCAUUUCCUUUUCUCUCCAAAUCUACGUCCAAACGUACCUUAAUCUCAAGGAUGCCAAUAUAAAUUACCCCUGAAAUCAAUGAAAACAGUCGCAGCUACCUACCCGAACUAGCACCAGUUACCAGUGGCUACAGUCUAACGCUAGAAGAAAAUCAUUUAUUUCUUAAUUUAAUCUAAAUCCAUGGCUUCCUCUGGAUCAUCGUCCUCCUCCACCGGCGUUCAAAACCCCGGAGGAAGAAAGCCAAUAGGUUUUCUAGGGCACGCAAUGAAGAGAAAAGACAGCUUCAUACAGUUCUUCGUGAUGACCGGAAUAUUACUGCUGAGCGUCAGAUCGUUGGGGCAGAAGUACCGACUCAACGAUCUCCGCGAGGACACAUCCGCCCUAAGACAAGAGAAAGAAGGCCUCACCCAUCGCAUGGACCAUAUCAAGCGCAGCCUCCGUGACCAAGCAGCUCUCGAACCCACUGGCCUUUUCGCUUCCAGGCUUCGUCUUCUCUUCCCAGACGAUGAUUGAUUCCAUUCAUCCACUCAUCCUUCUAACUUUUACUUGUAAGGAGUACGUCACGGGCGGUGCGUAGCUAGUAUAAGGAAAUGAAGCAUGAUUAAUUUUGAUGUAGCUUGAGUAAUCAUUGUAUUCAUUUGAACCUUUCAAUGUAAUCGAUUAUAAGUUGAGCUUGUAACUUUUGAUGUUAUGAAAAGGUGUAUGAGGACCUAAAGUCAUGAUCUUAUGUUUAGGUAAAUCCAACUAAAGAGCUUGAUGUAAAUAACAAGUGAGCAUGCCUUUUAGUUGUUAUUAAGCUA